GCUGGCUGUUAUUUGGUGAAAUUAAAGCUUUUCUACAGUUAUAUGGUCAUAAUUUAAGUGAUAACUGAGCUACCAUGAAGCCAGCAAUGGUUCUGCUGGGCCUGGUGCUCCUGCUGGACACCAUUUUUGGAGCUGAAGAGUCCUGCUUGGGUCGAUGCGGCUCCUUCAGCCCGCUAAACAAAUGCCAGUGUGACUCAAUGUGCGUGUAUUAUACGAGCUGCUGUCAGGACUUUUCCACCAUCUGCCCCAAAAAGGUUUCUCGAGGGGACACAUUUGGAGAAGCAGAAGAUAUGACUGACCCUACACCAAAUUUGAACACGGUCACACCGACGUUGCCCUCCUCUUUAACCCCCCCACCUAACACCACGCACGGGUAUGCGCCGACUGUUGACCCCAACGCAGAGCCCUGCAGUGGGCGGCCUUUUGAUGCAUUCCUGCAACUGAAGAAUGGUUCGAUCUAUGCAUUUAGAGGUGAAUAUUUCUUUGAACUGGAUGACAAGUCCAUUCUUCCUGGUUACCCUAAACUUAUCGAGGACGUGUGGGGAAUCCCAGGACCCAUCAGUGCUGCGUUCACCCGCAUCAACUGCCAGGGAAAGUCCUACAUCUUUAAGGGCAACCAGUACUGGAGAUUUGAGGGAGACGUCUUAGACGAGGACUAUCCAAGGGACAUUUCUGUGGGUUUUGAAGGUAUCCCAAGUCAUCUGGAUGCAGCGUUUGCUGUACCUGCACCAAGUCACAGAGGAAAGGAAAAAGCCUACUUUUUUAAAGGUCAGAAGUAUUACCAGUAUGAGUUCAAGCACCAGCCGUCUCAUGAAGAGUGUGUCUACAUGAGCAGAACCUCUCCAUCUGUUCUCUUCACACGUUACACCGACCUGUUCUGCGAUCAGCCGUUGGAGAGCCUCCUCACAGACCUCUUUGCAAACCUCUACACACAUGACACCAGCUCCAGGCUCAUCAUGAGGGACUGGCGAGGCAUCACACCACCUGUGGAUGCCGCCUUAGUGGGAAAAGUUUCUUUCAAUCCCAAGCCCACCAUGUCUUCUCCAGCAGCCAGGCGAAGGAGCAGAGGGAGGAAGAGGAGGCCAAGCAGGAGACGUGGCCCCCAGCGCAGGAGGCAAAGUCGCUACGUGUUUGAUGACAUGUGGUUUUAUGAUGAUUUGUUUGACUUUGGCCUGGAUUACAGCGACAUGGCUGAAGAAGUGACAGUGCAAGAUUAUAAAGGCACCCCCGUUCAAAACGUCUACUUUUUCAAAAAAGAUAAGUACUACAGAGUGUCUCUGCAGACAAAACGUGUGGACAUUGUCAGCCCUCCGUACCCAAGGUCCAUUGCGAAAUAUUGGCUGGGCUGUGAAGAGAAACCCCCAAGUGAUACACCCAGAGCAGAGAAGAGAUAGGCUAGCUAAACUACAGACACACGCUAUAAGUGUCUUCAUUGCAUCUCUGUGUAACUAACACCCUGAGUCUAGUGAAACCCUUUACUAAUUCAAUAUUACUGUAUUUCUGUUUUAGCCUACACCCAUCAAAUGCAUAUGUUAAGGUUUAGUAUGCUUCUUUACAUUUUAAAGGGAUAGAUCAGGUUAUUGCAAUAAGAUUGACUCUUUAUCUAUGGUCUGUAAAAAAGGUUUUGAUUUAAGGUCUACAUUUGAUGAUUCCCUCCUAUUGUUUCCAUUUGGUACAAAUGCAGAUUAACUGGAGCUAAAUCCUGAGGGUUUAAGUCUAAAACUGUUUUCUACAAUCCUAAAAAAAAAUACUUGACACGCAAAACAAGUAAAUAUGUAUGUAAAAAAAAAAAAAAACAGUUUAGAGAACAUUAAAUUGCUGCCAUAUUUGCGGUGAUUAUUUAUGCAGAUAUGGAGGCAGGAAAUGGGUUCCCACCAAUAGUGUUCUGGUUUAUAACCUAAAUGAAAGGUGAAGGCAAAAAUAAAUAAAUCCAACUAAAUAAUCCAAAUAAAUCCAACUGAACUUGAAUUAGAAGGUAAACAUUCAAGAGGCUCAUUUACUUCCUACUAUUAAAACUUAAACUCUGAAAAUACAUUUUGUGAUUUGAAUUUGAACCGCAGAGAUGCUUUCUGUUGCAGUGAUUUUAAUGGUGUUGAUUUUAUUGUGCUAACUUUCUUUUUUCCAUACUUACCUCAUACAUUUACACAUGUCCAUAGGUACGAUGGUGCUGACUUAGGUUGCUGUAAUAUGUUUGCUUUUUACUCAUGUUUAGGGUGUAACUCUGACCAAAAUGCUUUGCAUGUUCUGACCAAAAUGCUUUGCAUGUUCUGUUCUUGUAUAUCUUAAGUUAGGAUAUAAGAUGCACUGACCCUAACUCAGGAGCUUUGCAGGUGUGAAUUUGAUUAACGGUUCUUAAAGAGGCCCUACCAUGAGUUGCUCUGACAUUUUUUUUAGACUGUAGUUGUUCAGAGAAAGGUAGAACUCUAGUUUGAUAAUAAUUCCUCUUGAUGUAGCCUUCAGGGUCUUGGUCCAACUAAUCUCAUUCUUAUCUAAAUUAAUACAAUGUUAAAGUUUUCUU
Cyprinodon variegatus (sheepshead minnow) is the source of this 2518-nucleotide messenger RNA. RefSeq names its product vitronectin-like (gene vtnb). Lineage: Eukaryota; Metazoa; Chordata; Actinopteri; Cyprinodontiformes; Cyprinodontidae. Gene Ontology annotation, biological process: cell-matrix adhesion; immune response; cell adhesion mediated by integrin. The record is from RefSeq and is a predicted model, not a curated record. Bases 75 to 1394 code for a protein of 439 amino acids. The transcript has 8 exons. Gene Ontology annotation, molecular function: extracellular matrix binding; polysaccharide binding; scavenger receptor activity.